AUGAAGAUUAAGCUUGACAGCCGAAUAAAAACUUUGGUAGAAAACUGCGUUAAGCUUAAGCAGCGAAGCAUGUUUGUGAUUGUUGGAGACCGUGGCCGUGAUCGUGUGGCUGAUUUGCAUUUAUUGCUUUCAAGGACUGAUCUAAAAGUGAAGCCUUCAGUGUUAUGAUGCUACUCAAAAGACCUGGGUUUUAGCUCACACAAGAAAAAACGUAUGAAGCAAAUUAAAAAGCUGCAACAGCAUGGACAAUGGGACCAAGAAGUAGAUGACCCUUUUGAACUAUUUAUAUCAUCCACACAACUUAGAUUUUGCUAUUAUAAAGACUCGCAUAAAGUAUUGGGAAAUACGUUUAGUGCUGUAGUCUUGCAAGAUUUUGAAGCUUUGAAUCCAAAUCUGUUGUGUAGGACGGUAGAAACAGUAGAAGGGGGAGGAAUGAUUAUCAUUUUGCUUAAAACCAUGACAAGCUUAAAGCAGCUUUAUGCAAUGACAAUGGAUGUUCAUGAAAGAUAUAGAACACCAUCUCAUAAUGCAGUAGACCCAAGAUUCAACGAAAGGUUUAUUUUAAGCUUAACUGUAUGCUCAAAUUGCCUUGUCAUGGAUGAUGAAUUCAACAUAUUAAAUAUCACAAAUCACCCUAUAGAAGAAAAAGAUGCUAUAGAAACACCAGAAGACUUACAAUUAAAAGACUUAAAAACAUCACUUGAAGGCACUUUUCCUAUUGGUAAUUUAAUGGCCAAAGUUAAAACUCUAGAUCAAGGAAAUGUGACAAUGCAAAUUGUAUCAAGCUUAGUCGAUAAAGAACAACUAACCUUUGCUAUAACAGCAGCAAGAGGAAGAGGAAAAUCUGCUGCUCUUGGGCUAGCUGUUUCUGCUGCAGUUUCUAUUGGCUAUUCAAAUAUUUUAGUUACCGCGCCUUCCCCAGAAAAUCUUCACGCAUUUUUCCAAUUUCUCUUUAUUGGACUUAAUGCUUUAGGCUACGAAGAGCACCAACAUUACGAAGUCCAAAGAGGCUCAAAAGAGCAUAAAAAAUCAGUGUUAAGAGUCACUAUAAAUAAAACCCACACACAAAUAAUAAGAUAUAUCACUGUAAAUUCCACCCACAUCCAAACAGAUUUACUGGUAAUUGAUGAAGCUGCUGCUAUACCUUUGCCAUUUGUGAAAAGAAUGCUGGGGCAUUAUCCAGUUUUAAUGUCCUCAACAGUGCAUGGUUAUGAAGGAACAGGCCGUGCUUUAUCAUUAAAGCUUUUUAAUGACUUAAAAACCAGAAAUCUGAAGCAGCUAAAAAUGACAGCACCAAUAAGAUACUCUUUGAAUGAUCCUAUAGAAAAAUGGCUUACAGAUUUGCUGUGCUUAGAAGCUACCACACCUUAUCCUUUAGCUUCAGCCCCUCCUCAUCCUUCCCAUUGUUCUCUGUAUUUAGUAAACCGAGAUACUUUAUUUUCAUUCCAUAGAGCUUCCGAGCUAUUUUUGCACAAAAUGAUGUCAUUAUUUGUGUCAUCACAUUAUAGGAACUCUCCAAAUGACCUUCAGAUGAUUUCUGAUGCACCUUCACACCUAUUAUUUGUGCUUUUAGGGCCUAUUGACCCAAAUAAUCCAGCUUUACCAGACGUAUUAUGUGCAGUUCAAGUAGCACUAGAAGGGAAAAUUAAUAGAGCAAGGGUCCAAAAAGAGCUAGAGAAAGGAAAAGCAGGAAGUGGGGAUUUAGUCCCUUGGACAGUCUCAGAGUAUUAUCAAGAUGCAUCUUUUGGGGAAUUGACUGGAGCUAGAGUGAUAAGAAUUGCUACACAUCCAGACUUGCAGAAAAUGGGAUAUGGCACUAAAGCUCUAGAAGAGCUAGAAAAAUAUUUUAAAAAAGAACUGUUUGUAGCAGAAAGAGAAAAGAUUGAACAAAUGGAUGAAGAUGAAAGAGAAAAUGAAGGACUGAUUAAUGAAGAAAUCAAGCCUAAAAAAUGUGUGCAGCCGCUGCUACAGAAAUUAAGUGAAAGCUCCCCACAAGAAGUUGAAUAUUUAAGUGUAGCUUAUGGGCUAAACCAGCAGCUUUAUAAAUUCUGGGAUAAUUCAGGCUUUAAAACAGUUUACAUAAAGCAAAAAUCAAGUGAUAUCACAGGCGAAUAUUCCACGAUUAUGCUUAAAAGCAUUACUGAUGUUGAUUUUUCAUCAUUUUAUAAUGACUUUAAGCGAAGAUUCCAAUACUUGCUUGGCUUUGAGUUCAAAACUUUGCCAGCAGCGCUUGGACUUAAAAUCUUAGACCAUAAAAUAGGUCAGGAUUGCUCUGAAGAAACCCUUCAGCACUUUGUUAGCCUUUAUGAUCUUAAGCGUCUUGAAGCUUUUUGCAAGAAAUUGAUUGAUUAUCACUUAAUUCUUGACCUCUUGCCAAGACUUGCUGACCUUUACUUUUGCGGCCAACUAAAUAUCCCUUUUUCAAAUUUACAAAAAAAUAUUUUAAUCGCAAUUGCUCUGCAAAGAAAAGAAUUUGAACAUCUCCCUCCAGAGCUGGACUUGCCAACUUCACAAUUAGUGCUUUUAUUUAACAAAAUUGUUAAAAUUUUGACUGAUCAUAUAAGAAAAAUUUUUGAGAAAAGUGUUGAAGAGACAAUUCCUAAAAAUGCUGAAGAAAAUGAAGAAAACCCAACAAAACACAUAAAACUAAGUGAAUAG
Molecule: messenger RNA, 2658 nt
Organism: Blepharisma stoltei
Lineage: Eukaryota; Ciliophora; Heterotrichea; Heterotrichida; Blepharismidae
Source: the annotation of a GenBank genome assembly